UCCGCAUCUGUCUAAUACGUAGCUACAAAUUGUCUUGUGUCUCCACUGUGCGACCAGUUGACCACUUUUAUCCAAUCUCGGAAAACGAAGAACGUCGGAGAUAAUGGAAAUCAAAGCUGGUUUAUCAGCGCUAGUCACCGGAGGUGCCUCCGGAAUCGGCAAAGGUCUUGCCCUGGCUCUUGCAGAGAAGGGUGUGUUUAUCACAAUUGUCGAUUUCUCUGAAGAAAGAGGAAGAGAAGUCGCAACCCUUGUUGAAAAAAUCAAUUCCAAGUUUCACUCCAAGUUAGAACAUCCGUCUGCCAUAUUUGUGAAAUGCGAUGUGUCUAACUCAAAGUCACCAACAGGGGAUCUAGCAGCUGCAUUUGAAAAGCACUUGUUAACAUAUGGAGGACUAGACAUUUGUAUUAACAGUGCGGGGAUUGGUAAUCCUAUACCAUUCAAUAAGGAUCAAACGGAUGGAACUCGUUCGUGGAGAUACACUGUUGAUGUGAAUUUCACUGCUGUUAUUGAUUGCACUCGCCUCGCGAUUAAAACCAUGGAAGCUGCCAAAAGGCCUGGUGCGAUCAUCAAUUUGGGUUCUGCUUCUGGUCUAUAUCCAAUGUAUGCUGACCCUAUCUAUAGUGGCUCUAAAGGUGGUGUUGUUAUGUUUUCUAGAUCACUUCGUUUGUACAAACGCCAAGGAAUUCGAGUCAAUGUGCUUUGCCCUGAGUUUGUUGAAACUGAGAUGGGUUUAAAGGUGGAUUCUAAACUCAUCGGUUUGAUGGGGGGCUUCGUACCUAUGGAAAUGGUGGUGAAAGGUGCUUUUGAGCUCAUCACGGAUGAAAGUAAAGCUGGCCAUUGCCUAUGGAUUACAAAUCGUCGAGGUAUGGAGUACUGGCCAACCCCAUCAGAAGAAGCAAAGUAUUUGACACGUUCUGCACGUUUCAGGAGAAGAUCUGAAUUCAAAGCUCCAUCAGUUAAACUCCCGGAGAGUUUUGAGAAAAUAGUUGUUCAGACCUUGACUCACAACUUUCGGAACGCUACCAGCAUAGUCAGAACACCACUUAGAUUACCUGUCAAACCAAACCACAUUCUUGUGAAGAUACUUUAUGCUGGUGUAAAUGCUAGUGAUGUAAAUUUUAGUUCAGGCCGCUAUUUUGGUGGCAACAACAGUGAUACUGCUUCUCGUCUACCAUUUGAUGCAGGAUUUGAGUCUGUAGGAAUAAUUGCAGCAGUUGGGGAUUCUGUUACUGACUUGAAAAUUGGCAUGCCUUGUGCGCUCAUGAAUUUCGGAAGCUAUGCUGAGUUUGUGAUGGUUCCUUCGAAACAUGCCCUUCCAGUGCCUAGACCUGAUCCAGAAGUUGUUGCAAUGCUUACAUCAGGAUUAACAGCGUCAAUUUCGCUAGAAAAGGCAGGACAGAUGGAAUCUGGAAAAGUAGUCCUUGUUACUGCUGCGGCAGGAGGAACUGGUCAAUUUGCUGUUCAGCUUGCAAAAUUAGCAGGUAAUACAGUGGUUGCAACUUGUGGAGGUGCGGCAAAGGCCAAGCUUCUGAAAGAGUUGGGAGUUGACAGAGUCAUAGACUAUCAUAGUGAAGAUGUAAAAACGGUUCUAAGGAAAGAGUUCCCCAAAGGUGUUGACAUCAUCUAUGAGUCCGUUGGUGGUGACAUGUUCAACUUAUGCUUGAAUGCUUUGGCAGUCCAUGGACGACUCAUUGUUAUUGGCAUGAUUUCUCAGUAUCAAGGAGAAAAUGGUUGGACGCCAUUAAAAUAUCCUGGUCUGUGCGAGAAGCUCUUGGCGAAGAGCCAAACUGUGGCUGGCUUUUUCCUGGUGCAAUAUGGUCACCUGUGGCAAGAACAUCUUGACAGACUAUUUAAUCUUUACUCCAUGGGAAAGCUAAAGGUUGUUGUUGAUCCAAAGAAAUUUAUAGGCCUCCAUUCAGUUGCAGAUGCUGUUGAGCAUCUCCAUUCAGGAAAAAGUGUUGGGAAGGUUGUUGUCGGCGUGGACCCGGCCUUCCUUCCUCAAGUGGCCAAAUUAUGAGUCAAUACAUGUCAAAUUACCUCAUGAUAUUCCAUCAGUUUCAUAUACAGAAAGGAGAAGUUAACCUUGCAGCUCUUGUCUAGAGAUUGUCGUCCAAUGUUACUGAAAAAUAGCUGCAAACUCAAUAAAAUUGCUGAAAAUAUUUCCAAUACUUCAUUUUUGGUUAUUUGUGCUAUUGUGAGUGUUAAGAAUAAGAAAAAUGGAAUUAGGUGUACCAAGUUUGUAUUUACACUUCAGAUCAGAUUCCAUGUCCAUGAACUAUAUAGUAGAUAACUCUCUACUUUUGGCUAUUGGUGAAAACUUCAGUCUAUCAUUUGUUUACUUUAUUGAAA
Molecule: messenger RNA, 2349 nt
Organism: Lotus japonicus
Lineage: Eukaryota; Viridiplantae; Streptophyta; Magnoliopsida; Fabales; Fabaceae
Exons: 18
Coding region: 104-2017 (637 amino acids)
Cellular component (GO): mitochondrion
Molecular function (GO): oxidoreductase activity; zinc ion binding
Source: RefSeq, a predicted model, not a curated record